GACCUGGCUUACCGAGAGUACAGCCGGCGCAGAUCCCUCUGUCUGCUCACUCGCGCGCCCCUGUCGCACUUCUCUCGGUCCGGCGUCCACCUCCGCGACCCCUCAGCCCAAUGAAACUGGCUGCGAUGAUCAAGAAGAUGUGCCCGAGCGACUCGGAGCUGAGCAUCCCGGCCAAGAACUGCUAUCGCAUGGUCAUCCUCGGCUCGUCCAAGGUGGGCAAGACUGCCAUCGUGUCGCGCUUUCUCACGGGCCGCUUCGAGGACGCCUACACGCCCACCAUCGAGGACUUCCACCGCAAGUUAUACUCCAUCCGCGGCGAGGUCUACCAGCUCGACAUCCUGGAUACGUCGGGCAACCACCCAUUCCCCGCCAUGCGGCGCCUCUCCAUCCUCACAGGAGACGUUUUCAUUCUGGUGUUUAGCCUGGACAACCGCGACUCCUUCGAGGAGGUGCAGAGACUCAAGCAGCAGAUCUUCGACACUAAGUCUUGCCUCCAGAACAAAACCAAGGAGAACGUGGACGUGCCCCUGGUCAUUUGCGGCAAUAAGGGUGACCGGGACUUCUACCGCGAGGUAGAGCAGCGCGAGAUCGAGCAGCUGGUGGGCGAUGACCCCCAGCGCUGCGCGUACUUUGAGAUCUCGGCUAAGAAGAACAGCAGCCUGGAACAGAUGUUCCGCGCGCUCUUCGCUAUGGCCAAGCUGCCAAGCGAGAUGAGCCCCGACCUGCACCGCAAGGUCUCAGUGCAGUACUGCGACGUGCUGCACAAGAAGACGCUGCGGAACAAGAAGCUGCUGCGGGCUGGCAGCAGCUGCGGUGGCGGGGGCGGCGACCUGGGGGACGCCUUUGGCAUCGUGGCGCCCUUCGCGCGCAGGCCCAGCGUGCACAGCGACCUCAUGUACAUCCGUGAGAAGGCCCGGGGUGGCUCCCAAGCCAAGGACAAGGAGCGCUGCGUCAUCAGUUAGGAGUCUCUGCCGCGCUGGCGACAAAGUCUGAGGACCCUUUUUGUUUAAAAGUCAAGUCCGUCCGCCAGCCCUGUGUGUCCCGGUCCGCGCGGCGAGCGCACGUGUACUGGCGUCUUCCCUCCCAGCGACCCGGGGAAGCGCCACCGAAUGGAGAAGGGACGGUCAUCUGCUCUGGAAGGAAAGAGAACUGGCUAGGACUGGGUCUCCUCCCCAUCCCCCCAUCGGUGCCCGCCACCCCCCGCGACUAGAGGGGCAAAGGCCCAGCAAAGCGUGGACUUGUUUCUCGCGAAAACCUAAGCAUGAGAGUGGGGAGGGACGCCAUGGAGUCAAUCAGUCACGGCCAAGCUUCAAGAAACUGUCCUGCUCGAGGGUCAGGACAGCUGGGCAUUAUCUCAUCUGUGAUUCCAGGUUGCCAUGAUAGCUGGCAAAGCUCCUACCCUCCGAGAACUAAAGGGGGUGUGGGUCAAAUCAGCCAAGUGACUUGUUUACAUGUGUGUGAGUGAAAUUGCAUAAAGGGAAACAAAACAUAAAACUUGCACUUUAA
Molecule: messenger RNA, 1506 nt
Organism: Otolemur garnettii (small-eared galago)
Lineage: Eukaryota; Metazoa; Chordata; Mammalia; Primates; Galagidae
Gene: RASD1
Product: ras related dexamethasone induced 1
Exons: 2
Coding region: 111-962 (283 amino acids)
Molecular function (GO): GTPase activity; GTP binding
Source: RefSeq, a predicted model, not a curated record